AUGAUGAUCCUUAACCGCUCCCAACUAUCUCUCAAUCCCUACAAAACCCUGAUGUUUUUAGCUGUAACCCUAAACCCCAUAUUCCAAAUCACAUCUCAUAAUUAUUCAUCUUCUAAAAAUUCCCAAAACAAAAUAUCAGAAAUUAAAGCCCUAAUUUGUUCACCAGCUCAAGUCCAAAAACUCAUUGCAUUCGAAUCGGAUCCUCUUCGCGCUAAAAAUAUCUUCGAUUUAGCUUCUCGUCAACCUAAUUUCUGCCAUUCAUACUCUUCAUUUCGUACCUUAAUUUGUAAACUUGGCGGUUCCCGCCAUUUCUCUCUUAUGCAAAAUCUCAUCAAGCGACUGAAAUCCGAUCGUUACCCUGUAACCCCUGACCUUUUCGGAGAUAUUAUUCAAAUUUACGGUGAUGCAAACUUACUUGGUCAAUCCCUAAAAACAUUCUAUAUAAUGCUUGAAUUUGAUUGUAAACCACUUCCAGAACACUUUAAUCAACUCCUUCAAGUUCUUGUUGCCCAUCAGAAUUAUCUUCGAACUGCAUUAGAUCUAUUUAGGACUGUUGAUCGAUUUGGUAUAUCUUUAAAUACAAAAUCUUACAGUAUUUUAAUGCGUGCCUUUUGUUUUAAUGGUGAUAUAAGUAUUGCGUAUAACUUGUUCAAUGAAAUUUUUAAGAGAGAUGUUCUUCCGGAUGUCGAGUCUUAUCGAAUUGUGAUGCAAGGGUUGUGUAGGAAAGGUCAAGUGAACAAAGCAGUCGACUUAUUAGAAGAUAUGUUGAAUAAAGGGUUUGUGCCGGAUGCGUCAAGUUAUACGACUUUGUUGAAUAGUUUGUGCAGGAAGAAGAAGUUGAGAGAAGCUUAUAAACUUCUCUGUAUGAUGAAAGUGAAAGGCUGUAAUCCUGAUAUUGUUCAUUAUAAUACUAUAAUAUCAGGGUUUUGUAGAGAAAAGAAAGCAGUUGAUGCUUGUAAAAUUGUUGAUGAUAUGGAAUCUAGUGGGUGUGUACCUAAUUUGGUUUCUUAUAGGAUGUUGGUUAGUGGGUUAUGUAAUCAUGGGAUGUAUGAUGAGGCAACGAAUUUUAUGUAUGAAAUGUUGGGUAAAUUACUAAUAAUGUAA
Papaver somniferum (opium poppy) is the source of this 1104-nucleotide messenger RNA. RefSeq names its product pentatricopeptide repeat-containing protein At4g01400, mitochondrial-like. The record is from RefSeq and is a predicted model, not a curated record. Gene Ontology annotation, molecular function: protein binding. The coding region runs from base 1 to 1104 and encodes 367 amino acids. The transcript has a single exon. NCBI's taxonomy places the organism in Eukaryota, Viridiplantae, Streptophyta, Magnoliopsida, Ranunculales, Papaveraceae.